Molecule: messenger RNA, 187 nt
Organism: Dentiscutata erythropus
Lineage: Eukaryota; Fungi; Glomeromycota; Glomeromycetes; Diversisporales; Gigasporaceae
Source: the annotation of a GenBank genome assembly
CUUUGAUCAAGCAUAUGAACUUGCUAAAGCAAAAGAAGAGACAGAUAUUAAUAUUUUACAAAAAAAUAAUGAUACUGAUAUUAAUAUAGAAGGCUAUAAUUUAGCAUUAUUCUUGGCAGCCAAUCUAAAAUAUGAAAAUGAUUAUUCACAAGUACAAAGACUGCUUGGACAAUUUGUCAAAGUAUAG